UCCUGCUCGUGUUAGUAGCUAACUCCAUGAAUGAGAAUGUUUAAUCUACAUGCAACGGGACUUUCAGCGACCUCACUGUAACCUCUGACUGAUCUUGGACACCCUUGGGCCUCCAUGGAGGCAAAACUGACAAGGCAUUAGACCACCUGCCCUGAGGAGUCAAGGAGAGAAGGAAGGACGGAAAAAGGAAGGAAGGAGACAGAUCGUUGUCUUUUGUUGCCCUCAGCUUCCUACUGUAUACAGAUGUAUGCUGAGAAAGUUCUCAAGGAGGGGAAGAUGGGGAACAGGGGAAUCUCUCUGACCUGUGUGUUGACCCCCUGCCGUGUCAUUGGGGUGUGUGUGACACUGAUGACCCUGGCAGCCAUGGGAGCAGCCGUCUGGGCCGUAGUUACAUAUUGCACAAUGGAGGAAGACACAGGACUGUAUGAUGUCCAGGUUAAUUCUGCUGACCAACGUAUUAGAGUGUUUGACUCCGCUGAGAGGAGGUGGCGUCAGGUGUGUUCAUCGUCAGCCAAUGAGCUGCUAGCUAGCAUCAGCUGUGAAGAAGUGGGCUUUGUCAGUGUGGCGAAUUACUCCAUCACAUCAGUGCCAGAGGCCAGUGGAGAUGGUGGGGAGUUCUUCUGUGUCAGACAGCAAGAGCUCAGCUACGGCAAGAAAAUCAAAGACUCAUUGUUCCCAUGUGACUGUGAGAGCCGGGAGGUUCUCACUCUGUUGUGUCAAGACUGUGGCAGGCGCAGUUUUGCAGCAGACCGUAUAGUUGGUGGUGUGGACGCCAGGCAGGGCAGUUGGCCAUGGCAGGUCAGAUUGGAGUACGAUGGAGUUCAUCAGUGUGGAGGAACCAUCAUCUCAAACCGCUGGAUCGUCUCAGCAGCUCACUGCUUCCGAGAGCGGUAUCGCUCCGUUAAUCGCUGGCGUGUGCUGCUGGGCUCCAUCUAUAGUAAACCAGUCAACGCCAACGUGGCAGAGGUGAACACCAUUGUUUACCACAGCAGCUACCUGCCCUUUGUAGAUGCUAGCAUUGAUGACAACAGCAGGGACAUCGCUAUUUUGGCCCUCACCCAUCCCCUUGCUUUCAACGAAUAUAUUCAGCCUAUUUGCCUGCCAGCAUACGGUCAAAGAUUGAUCGACGGACAGAUGGGAACAGUAACGGGCUGGGGAAAUGUAGAUUACUAUGGGAUUCAAGCAGAUAUUCUCCAGGAGGCGAGCGUCCCCAUCAUCAGUGACACUGUCUGUAACGGUCCUGAUUACUAUGACAACCAGAUCACCACCAGUAUGUUCUGUGCUGGUUAUGAGAAAGGUGGCACUGACGCCUGCCAGGGAGACAGCGGCGGUCCUUUUGUUGCAGACGACUGCCUGUCUAAGAGCAGAAGGUAUCGUCUGCUGGGGGUGGUGAGCUGGGGAAUAGGCUGUGCCAUGGCCAAGAAACCUGGCGUCUACACCAGAGUGUCCAGAUUUCUGCCCUGGAUAUCUACAGCAAUGAGGAACUAUAAUAACUCGCCGGGGCUUCACAAAAUGGCCCGAACAUGAGAUUCCUGCCCUCAUGUUUCACUUUUUCUACUCUUGGAUGACAAUAUUAAAAAACCUGGAAGAUGUCAGGGGCAGAUGGAUGUUGGGGGAUGAAAGGCUGUAACGUUCCCCUCAUAUGACGGUUCCAGAUUCUCCUUCUUACCUAAAACUUUUUUCAUUGAGAAUUUAAUGUUUUCCUGAAUCUUACCACAACGUAAACGCCUUAAUAGAUACACAGACAGAGCUCUUUAAGAAACAUAACAAGAGUUAUGGAAGUUUAAUAACUUUGUUAUUAUGAAGUACAAAAGUGAAGUAAAAAUAAAAUCACUUAACUGGAUUUAAGAUACCAGUUUAGUCAAAUGUAAUGAGAUUGUUUUCUUGAAAGCACGCCACAAUGAGUGCAGACUGCACUGUUGAUUUAUAAUAAAGAUCACGCACACACGCACGCACACACACACACACACACACACACACACACACACACACACAGACAGUUAGAGAUCUAAAAUGUCAGUAAUUUAUGAGUAAUGCUCAUGGAUAACUAAAACAUUCCUUAUUGUAUUUUAUUUUGUAAAAUCACAUAAAUCUCAUUUUAUAAUUAAACUCUUACCUGUGUGAUACAUGUUAUGCCUUUUUAUAUUCAUUAGCCUGACUUUUUAAUGAAAAAUAAUCAUUCAUUCAAAGUCUGUCUUUAUCAAAUCCACACAUGAUCUGGUGAAGAUGAUGCUUCUAUUGAAAUCAUUAUUUUGUUAAUGUCUUGUAAAUAUUUGUCAAUGUCUUGUUUAUGUAGAUGUUUAUUUGAGACACACUACAUAUCUUAAAGCCAGGAGUGCAAUAACAACCUAAAUCAUGUUCUCAAAAAUAUUUCUUUUGCUGCACCACAUAUUGAUAAUCACAUUUUAAAUGCUAAUGAUGUAUCAUCAUAUUAACUGGCAGGAGUGUGUAUACUCAACCAUCAAAUCAUAAUAGUAUUGUAUACUAACACUCCCCCUCUGCUCCUACAGUCAUAAUGAACAUAAACCACAAAAAAGUAAUUUUAGCGAUAUGCUAAAUCCUGUUACUUGCUCACUUGUAUGGUUCAGAUUAAAGUGGCACAAAGAGGAUGCUAUACUUCUAUAUAUUUCUUUUUAUGAGACACUGACCUUACAUAUCAAAAGAAGAGUGUUUUUUUUAUUACAUUGAGAAACACUAAAGAAAAGUAAAGACAAAUGGAGAGUAUCCACUCAGUGGACACUAGAUGUAAAAAGGAACUACAAAGUACAUUUUAACCCUUUCUGGCACUGAUUUCUAGCUCUUUACUAAACAGGAUGUGAUGUCAUUUGCAUUCAUAAAGUCCCAAACUACUCACCAUCAGUUCCCAAUUUGAAAUAAAAUUAAUGUUUGUACAUUUAUGACAAUUGUGUGUGCAAGAGAAAUUAAUAUUGUAAAAUGUAAAUUGUAGCAAUGUGUAUUUUAUUGAAAUAAAAAACCCUUGCCGUA
Cottoperca gobio is the source of this 2985-nucleotide messenger RNA. It is a transcript of the gene hpn, whose product is annotated as hepsin. Gene Ontology annotation, cellular component: membrane. Gene Ontology annotation, biological process: proteolysis. The transcript is spliced from 13 exons. Bases 244 to 1527 code for a protein of 427 amino acids. The record is from RefSeq and is a predicted model, not a curated record. Gene Ontology annotation, molecular function: serine-type endopeptidase activity; serine-type exopeptidase activity. Lineage: Eukaryota; Metazoa; Chordata; Actinopteri; Perciformes; Bovichtidae.